Aspergillus chevalieri is the source of this 2250-nucleotide messenger RNA. RefSeq lists its product as uncharacterized. Gene Ontology annotation, molecular function: nucleic acid binding; RNA-DNA hybrid ribonuclease activity. Bases 1 to 2250 code for a protein of 749 amino acids. The record is from RefSeq and is a predicted model, not a curated record. The transcript has a single exon. NCBI's taxonomy places the organism in Eukaryota, Fungi, Ascomycota, Eurotiomycetes, Eurotiales, Aspergillaceae.
AUGGCUCGACGACUAUCGUACCUCGCCGAGAAGCACGGCUUACUACCCGACACACAAUUCGGAGGGCGACCGGGCAGGACCACUGAACAAGCCCUGCUAGUCCUUUCCAACGCGAUUGACCAAGCUUGGUAUAAACAUGGAGUAAUGACACUCAUCGCGUUCGAUCUGAAAGGGGCCUUCAACGGAGUCAACAAAAUCAGCCUUGACGCCCGCCUCCGAGCAAAGGGAAUCCCAGCCGUAGCUAGAAAGUGGAUUGCAAGCUUUAUGAGCGAACGCUACGCUAGCAUAGGAUUUGAUGACUUCCGUACCGAGGUCGCCCUGCUAGUCAACGCAGGACUGGCGCAGGGCUCACCCCUCUCACCCAUUCUGUUCACAUUCUUCAACUCCGACCUGGUCGACCAACCAGUCACCUUUCGUGGUGGCGCAUCAGCGUUCAUUGAUGACUACUUCCGCUGGCGAGUAGGCCGCUCAGCCGAAGAGAACCUAGCCAAAAUCCAGUCAGAGGAUAUCCCUCGCAUCGAAGCGUGGGCGCAACAGACUGGCUCCUGCUUCGCAGCUGAGAAGACCGAGCUUAUCCAUAUCACCAGGAGAAGAAGCGAGCAACUACAAGGGCAAGUAGUCAUAAACGGGAAAACUGUCAAACCAUCACCCACGGCGAAGCUACUGGGUGUGAUCUUCGACCAUGAGUUGCGGUGGAAAGAGCAUGUCCAGCAAGCCAUCAAACGUGCCACCAAGGUAACCAUUGCUCUGGCCGGACUGCGACAUCUACGCCCAGAACAGAUGCGACAAAUUUACCAAGCGUGCGUCACACCAGUGGUAGACUAUGCGUCAACGGUCUGGCAUGACCCUCUACGUGAUAAAACCCACCUGCGCCACCUAAACACAGUGCAAAGGGCCCCUCUGGUUCGUAUCCUGUCGGCGUUCAGGACAGUAGCGUCCGCCACUCUAGAAGUGGAAGCACAUGUCCUUCCAACACACCUCCGCCUCCGCCGCCGAGCACAAUAUACCAUCGCGAGACUCCACACUCUACCUCGUAUUCACCCUAUUUGGGGUGCGCUCCUCCGAGCUCAGAGACGAAGGAACAACAUUGGAAACUACGCUCGGUUCCCACUGGCGGAAGCUCUAAAGACUAUGGACUUACAAAGAUUGGAUGAACUAGAAACGAUUGACCCAAGUCCACUGCCACCGUGGCGAGCUGAACCCUUCGCGGAGAUUGAGGUUGGAUCGGACCGAGAAACGGCCGUGGAGCGAGCUGAAACUACACGGUCCACAUCGGAUAUUGUUGUCUACUCAGAUGCCUCUGGACGCGAGGGUCACCUAGGCGCUGCCGUUGUGGCACUCGACAGCAACUUGGAGACUGUCGAAUCUCAACAGAUUCAAGUAGGACCAAUGGACCGCUGGUCGGUUCAUGUAGCGGAGCUUAUUGGCAUCUUCUACGCUAUCAGCACAGUGUUUAAAGUUGCCCAUCAGCCCUCAGAAAGCUUAGAAAGGAGACGGAGAACAGCGACAAUACUGUGCGACAGCCGAUCAGCCUUGCAGGCGACUCAAAAUCCGACGAUCAAAUCUGGACAGCGGAUCAUCCAUGCGAUCCUCCAGGCUGCCACAGAGGUCCAAACAAAAGGAAUCGCGUUGCGCCUUCAAUGGGUGCCAGGGCACUGCGAUAACCCUGGAAAUGACGCUGCAGAUCAACAGGCCAAGGAUGCUGCACGCCCAGGCAAGACGCACCCCUUCCGCCCACUACUCUCGAGGGAGAGCGCGCGCCUCCACGGCAAUAUCCUUAAUCAGUGGGAGCAGGAAUGGAGGUCAUCCAACAAAGGUGGUCACCUACGAAAGAUCGACAGCACCCUACCAGCAACUCACACGAGGAGGCUAUAUGGGAGCCUGCCCAGGAACCGAGCGUACUUAUUAACACAGCUACGCACAGGCCACAGUUGGUUAUCUACCUACGCGAAAGCCUUUCGCUUCCGCGACGACGACCGGUGCGUGUGCGGCGCACAAGAAACUGUCACCCAUGUGCUGGUGGAUUGUCCAGAUCUGAGGGACAUUCGAAGAGAGCUACGGAGGGAAGUAGGGGACGCGCUCAGUAGCGUCUCGAGUCUACUGGGAGGCUCGACCGUAGGUAAGAAAGGUAAACCAGACACCGUCUCAAGGGCAAAGACGGUCAAGGCCGUUUUGGACUUCGCCGAGGCGUCACAGCGGUUUUGGAGUCGCGCGCCACGAGGGCAGCCUAACAAUGGGAACGGCAGUUAG